AAUUACCGGGAAAUAACGCCUGCCGGUUUUCUGGUUCGUCCUCAGUCCUCACUAUUCCUCCGCUCAAUCUGCAACUGCGCCUCCUCCGCGCCGUCCGCACUACCGCCGCCUCCUCGCCGUCCGCGAUAACGCCGCCCAUCCGUCUGCGACAACGCCUCAUCAUCCUCUAUUCUGUUGCGUCUUCUGGUUUCUCAGGGUAAGCAAAUAAAACGAAAAGCUUUGCCCUGUUUUGAAGUCUAAACUGAUGGGGGAGCUUGCAACUCAGAAACAUGUUGAAUUCAUUGUAUCAGUUGAAAAGAGAAAGGACUCUUUUGAGGCGGUCGCGAUGGAGCAUAUAAGAAUAAGUGGAGCAUACUGGGGUUUGACUACUCUUGAUCUUUUGGGAAAGCUCCACGUUGUGGAUGUUGAAGAGGUUGUUUCCUGGGUCAUCCAGUGCCAACAUGAUUCAGGUGGGUUUGGAGGUAGCAUUGGGCACGACCCACACAUACUGUAUACAUUAAGUGCUGUGCAGGUUUUGGCCUUGUUUGACAAGCUUGGUGUUCUGGAUGUUGAGAAGGUUGCAAGUUAUGUGGCUGGGUUGCAAAAUGAUGAUGGAUCAUUUUCAGGAGACAUGUGGGGUGAAAUUGAUACACGGUUUUCUUAUAUUGCUAUCUCUUGUCUCUCAUUACUACAUCGUUUGGAUAAAAUCAAUGUCGAGAAGGCAGUCAGCUACAUUUUAAGUUGUAAAAAUCAUGAUGGAGGGUUUGGAUCUACGCCCGGUGCGGAGUCUCAUGCAGGUCAAGUUUUCUGUUGCGUGGGUGCCCUUGCCAUUACGGGGUCACUACAUCAUAUUGACAAGGACCUCCUCGGUUGGUGGUUAUGCGAGCGGCAAGAUAAUAAAACUGGAGGUCUUAAUGGUCGGCCAGAGAAACUUCCCGAUGUCUGCUACUCAUGGUGGGCUCUUUCCAGUUUGAUAAUGAUUGACAGAGUUCAUUGGAUCAAUAAGGACAAACUCAUCAAGUUCAUUUUAAACUGCCAGGACAUUGAAAAUGGAGGAAUUUCUGACCGACCAGAUGAUGCCGUUGAUGUCUACCAUACCUACUUUGGUGUAGCUGGACUUUCCCUUCUUGAAUAUCCAGGGUUGAAAGCUAUCGAUCCGGCAUACGCUUUGCCAGUUGAUGUCGUAAAUAGGAUUAUAUUGGACAGGUAGAAGGCUCUUGUUGCAAUGUGAUACCUCAUUGUUUCUCUAAUAUGUUACAAAGCUCACCAAAGUUUUGCAUAUUUGGUUAAUAGGACUGGACUAGAUUGAAAUGAAUCAUUUGAUUCUGAAAGAUAACUAUAUUUCAAGACU
Pyrus x bretschneideri (Chinese white pear) is the source of this 1330-nucleotide messenger RNA. RefSeq names its product geranylgeranyl transferase type-2 subunit beta 1. The record is from RefSeq and is a predicted model, not a curated record. NCBI's taxonomy places the organism in Eukaryota, Viridiplantae, Streptophyta, Magnoliopsida, Rosales, Rosaceae. Gene Ontology annotation, biological process: protein geranylgeranylation. Gene Ontology annotation, molecular function: Rab geranylgeranyltransferase activity. Bases 245 to 1189 code for a protein of 314 amino acids. Gene Ontology annotation, cellular component: Rab-protein geranylgeranyltransferase complex. The transcript has 10 exons.